AUGUGGCUCCCGCGGCCUGUGCCGGACUUCCCCUCUCCGUCCAGCCGUCGUGGUGCGUGCGACAACGACGAGGAGCCAAGCGCCGUGUGGAUGAUGCAGCUCGGCAGCAACCCCCCUCUGACAACCGGCGGUGGUGUCCCCAUGCGGCGAGAUGUUGUCCACCGAAGAUGCCCUCGUCGGUGGGCGGGGUGCAGGCAAAGUGGACAACAUUACAUGCGCACACACAAAUGCGUACGCGCAUCUGUUGUCAUCGUGUGGAUGUCAGGUCGACACAAGAGGAGACAUGAUGACAUUGUGGUCAUCGCUGUCUACAUUUUAUAUCACGGAGGACUUGUAUCACUGCAUCCACGCUUCCUGAAGUCCACCGUCAGCUCAGAACUGAAGAAAGUUCAACGGCGUGUGCGGGCUGAGAGGUCCCCAGCGCGUCUCCGUCGUGUGCGUGAGGUGACGGGCAGAGAGGGCAGCUGGCCCCUCAAGAGCCCCUCCUCCUGUUUUGGCCGCCUGGCAACGGCAAAACCAUGGCGGCAAAGGCGGUUGCAUCUACGGUAAAUGAGCUCUUGCCUUCUGCCUUUUCUGCACGCCAGAUGCACCGUUUCUCAUUGCGUUGCCCUCCUUCUGCAGAGAGACCAAGAUGUCCGGGAGAGGGACAGGCGCAUCCAGACACUGUAAUCGACAAAACGACGACUCUUGCCUGCCCACCCUUUCAUUAUUGCGGCAUUGUUGUCCCCUGAUGUGCAUUCAGGCGAGCAGAAAAGCAAGCCCUCAGCCGCAACGUUGAGCGCCUCAACGACGAGGUGCAGCAGGAGAGGCAGAAGGCCGCACAGCAGGAGAUUCGGUAUGUGAGAUCUACAGGCAUGCACAGCACAGGUGCAGGGCGCUUUUGUGAUGGCUUUUUUUUUGUGUGUGUACAGGUAUAAGGCCUCCAUGACCCAGUACAGGAUGUAUAUUGCUGACAUGCUCCGGCAGAAGUAACCAACGGAAUACUGAUCGGACGCGAUUGAAUGUUGUUUUGACUCCUGCUGCAGGGGUACUGAGAGCAAGCAGAAUGAGGACGACAAGGACAACACCGACACCGGUAACGAAACGAGCAAACGAGCGGCACAGAUAUUGCACUACAGGUAUAAGGCAUCCAUGACCCAUCACAGGAUGUAUAUUGCUGACAUGCUCCGACAGAAGUAAACCAACCUAAUACUGAUCGGACGCGAUUGAAUGUUGUUGUUAUGACUCCUGCUGCAGGGGGACUGAGGGCAAGCAGAAUGAAGACGACAAGUACAACACCGACACCGGUAACGAAACGAGCAAACGAGCGGCACAGAUAUUGCACUAACAUUCGUGUUGCAUCGGUGUUUGCUGACGCCAUUCAGGCGGCCUGCCCGGACAGUUCAGCACCAAAGCCAGUGAGGACAACGAUAUCAAGCGUCACAUCACGGACAUGAUCAUCGACUAUCGCCAUGAGCCGAGGGAGGGCGAGGAGAAGCGAGUUACCUGGCGGGAUAUGAUUGGGAACGCCAGCGUCAAACAAAGUGAGUCGGGAUGAAACGGUUCACCGAUAACACAGUGGAUUCGUUGACGCUUUUUGUGUGUGCAAUGAAGCCUUCUGCAGCUGUUCGUAUGGCCGGCCAAGUAUCCACUCGAGUUCACGGGGCUGCCGGCCCCACAAGAGGGCCUUCUGCUUUUCGGCCCAUCCCGCAAAGGCGACGCUGCCCCCGUACGCGAGUCGGCCCGCAUCGCAGCGAUGCAGCAGCAGCUGUCCGCUGUCAACUAUGCCACGUUGACGGCGGACAAGGUGACGGCCAACAGGAAGAGGCAGAGGGACGCGCAGGAGACGGUGACCAAGCUGCUGGGUGCCGAGGAGGAGAGGACAUCGGAGGCAAGGAGGAAUUGCCGGAGGCUGCAGGAGAAGCGAAUCCUGGGCGAGCUGGGCUCGUACAAGAACAUCACGGCCGAGACGGUGGCAGCAAACCGCGACAGGCAGAGGAAGAGGGUAGCAAGGAGGGGCAGGCAGGCCGGUGUCUGACUGGCAUUUCUUGGGGAGGGUAGACUGGCGGUUGGUGGGGGGGCGGGAGUGGUAUCAGGGCAAACUGAUAGACUCAAUGUUUUGGCUGCGCCGGGUCGAUCGCUGACCUUUUUGGCCGCUCUUUGACUGAGCUUGAGGACGUACAGGGGCAGUGAUGGGAUAACUAGUGCUGGGAGGGGGAGGGGUGGUGUGUGUGGCCUGCCUGUCUGGGAUGUGUGUGAGUGGACGGCCUAACCGACAAGCACAAACAGACAGACAGACAGACAUACCGACAGACAGAGACAGCCGCCCGUCCUCAUGGAGGGAGGGGUGCAUACAGAUGGAUUGUGGGGGUCAAGGGAGGAGGGUGGGAGAGAGGGAGUGGAGACGUGAAAGUUUAUCGCUGCCUUCAUUUUAUAUCCGGAUGGCACGUGUUUGUCAAUGUCACCAGGACAAGAAGAUGUGAGGGACAUUUGGUGAGUGCUGCA
Molecule: messenger RNA, 2484 nt
Organism: Vitrella brassicaformis
Lineage: Eukaryota; Vitrellaceae
Source: the annotation of a GenBank genome assembly